AUGGCGAACGAGUUUGUUGAUUGCCUCGUCGUGUUGGAGAAACAUGACGUGUGCGAUAAAGAACUAGCUGUGUCGUCGCUAGUCUUCAAGUGUAUCAAAGAGCACAAACAGGACUAUGUAUCCCACUUUACGAGUGUGUUCAAUGUUAACGGACUUUAUUACUAUGUUUCCGUGGUAAGAAUCAGAAAUGUGGAUCUGGUGGAGAAAUUCAUCGGUGAGAAGGGUCGUUCAGAUAACAUGAAUACAGCUGUCUUUGAUAGCAUUGUUUCAGACAUUAAUCAAAAAGCGGAUAGGCUUGGUCAGGAAGGAGGCAUGAUCAUGUACGCAGUUCUGAAUGUUGGGCCGACUAUCGUCCGCUUUGGUCUGAAGAGUUUCAAAAGCAGCUCGCAUGAGGUCCUUGACGAUAAUACUAUUGUUCAUUUGGAAGCUGCUUACAUUGGAGCGGAACGAAUUGAGCAAAAUCCUUCGAAUUAUGUUGUCUUGCCUGGUAUGUUGCUCAACGACUUUUUGAGACUAACAAUAACCCUUGAUCCAGGUCCCUUCGAUGAUUCAAAUGAGUUUUUCUUGGAGCUGCUCCAUAUUACAUUAAUUGAAAGAACCAUGUUUCAGCUGAUAGAACAGGGGUUUCCAAUCAGAUUGUGCAACCCUGCUAUUCGCCAGACUCCACUUGACGAAAAACACCUGGUUCAUUCUAUUGAGGCACUCUCGACAGGCUCGUCUAUUCUUGCUAACGCCAUUAUUCAACUGCCAUCUUCAGAGGAGGAGAGGCUCGGGUUUACGAAGGCGCUUCUUUCUCGUGGUCGUGCCGCGAUAUCCGAUUUGAACUGGGCGUUUUCAUCAGAGGCGGUACUUCUUUGUGAAGUGUUGCCUCAGGCCGAGUUUGAAAGUCAUCAAAUCUUGAACCCUCAUUAUCUUUAUGGGGCAUAUUUGUGCAUUUAA
Messenger RNA from Candidozyma haemuli, 939 nucleotides. RefSeq lists its product as uncharacterized. The transcript has 3 exons. Bases 1 to 939 code for a protein of 312 amino acids. Lineage: Eukaryota; Fungi; Ascomycota; Pichiomycetes; Serinales; Metschnikowiaceae. The record is from RefSeq and is a predicted model, not a curated record.